Messenger RNA from Otolemur garnettii (small-eared galago), 4775 nucleotides. It is a transcript of the gene SCAF1, whose product is annotated as SR-related CTD associated factor 1. The record is from RefSeq and is a predicted model, not a curated record. Bases 595 to 4536 code for a protein of 1313 amino acids. The transcript is spliced from 11 exons. NCBI's taxonomy places the organism in Eukaryota, Metazoa, Chordata, Mammalia, Primates, Galagidae. Gene Ontology annotation, molecular function: RNA polymerase II C-terminal domain binding.
CCUUACUACACACCGCAGGGCCUGGAGGUCUUGGCGGGGUGGUCUGCGGUCCGGCAGAAGCGGUGAAACCUGGCGCCAAGCUGGGGGCCUUCACAGGGCCCCGGGACGCAUCUUUGGAUUUCAGGGGGCAUCCAUGGGGCGUCUCCGAUUGGACUGCGGGUGGCCACAAAGCCUGGAGUGAGCCUAGGGCCUGCCCUCUAUCAUGUAGCUGGGCUGGAUCGUGUCUGUAGGCUCUGUAGAGCGUCUUUAUGGGUUGACUGGAGGCUAGGGUCUGCUAGGAUGGUUCUGGGGCCAUCUUGAGAUUUUUGAGAAAUGUCCCAGGGGUGAAGAAAGUCUGCAAGAGCUGAGCAGUAUCUGCAGAGCCAUCUAGAGUGGCCAGGGUAUGUCUAUUAGGGCUGGGAAGUGUCUACAUGGGCUAGCCUGAGGAUGCAGCUGGUCUACAUAGGUCUGGGACCAUUUAUUGGGCCUGGAAGUCUUUUAGCGGCUACCUAGAGGGGUGGGAUGUGCCCAGCAAAGGAGGGGGCCAAAUACUGAGAUGUUCUGAGAGGCUCCAGUGGAUCUCCAAGGUCUGGGGAGUGUCUAACAUGGGUGACCAUGGAGGAAGAAGAUGAGUCUCGAGGGAAGACGGAAGAGUCGGGUGAAGAUCGGGGUGAUGGUCCACCGGACAGAGACCCCACACUCUCUCCUUCUGCCUUCCUCCUGCGUGCCAUUCAGCAGGCUGUGGGAAGCUCACUGCAGGGGGAUCUGCCAAAUGACAAAGAUGGUUCUCAGUGUCAUGGCCUUUGUUGGAGGCGCUGCCGGAGCCCACGGUCAGAGCCUCGUUCCCAGGAAUCAGGGGGGAAUGACACAGCUUCUGUGUUGGACAUGGCCGCAGACAGCUUCCUCACGGGGCUGGUGAGUGUCCUGGACCCCCCGGAUACCUGGGUUCCUAGCCACCUUGACCUGCGGCCUGGCGAAAGCGAGGACAUGCUGGAGCUGGUAGCCGAGGUCCGAAUCGGAGACAGGGAUCCUAUCCCUCUGCCUAUACCUAGCCUGCUUCCCCGUCUUAGGGCCUGGAGGACAGGCAAGACAGUUUCUCCACAAUCUCACUCUUCUCGACCCACCUGUGCCCGCCACCUCACCUUGGGCACAGGAGAUGGGGGCCCUGCCCCACACCCUGCCCCCUCCUCAGCAUCCUCUUCACCUUCCCCUUCUCCUUCUUCAUCUUCCCCUUCCCCUCCUCCACCUCCACCACCCCCUGCGCCCCCUGCCCCUCCUGCACCCAGAUUUGACAUCUAUGACCCCUUCCAUCCCACUGAUGAGGCCUAUUCCCCACCACCUGCUCCGGAGCAAAAGUACGACCCCUUUGAGCCCACUGGCUCCAACCCCAGCUCAUCAGCGGGGACUCCCUCACCGGAGGAAGAGGAAGAGGAGGAAGAAGAGGAAGAAGAGGAAGAUGAGGAGGAAGAGGAAGGCCUCUCUCAAAGCAUCAGCCGUAUCUCAGAGACCCUGGCUGGCAUCUAUGAUGACAACAGCCUGAGCCAGGACUUCCCAGGUGAUGAAAGCCCCCGCCCGGACCCCCAGCCCCCACAGCCAGCUCCAGCCCCUGCAACACCACCCCAGGCGGACUCCACACGGGCUGAUGGAGCCACCCGCCGCCGUGUCUUUGUGGUGGGGCCUGAGGCAGAGGCCUGUCGGGAAGGCAAGGUCUCGGUGGAGGUAGUGACAGCUGGUGGAACCACUCUCCCACUGCCCCUUCUGCCGCCUGCCGACUCGGAAAUUGAGGAGGGAGAGAUCGUCCAACCUGAGGAGGAGCCCAGGGUGGGGCUCUCCCUCUUCCGGGCCAGCCGGGCUGCCCGACCUCCUCCCACAUCCUCAGCCACUCCAGCGGCCCAGCCCUUGCCCCAGCCUCCUGCUCCCCGGGCCCCUGAGGGGGAUGACUUCCUCUCUCUGCACGCGGAGUCGGAUGGCGAAGGGGCCCUACAGGUGGACCUCGGGGAGCCAGCCCCCGCACCACCCUCUGCAGACACACGCUGGGGCGGCCUGGACCUGCGCCGCAAGAUCCUGACCCAGCGGCGGGAGCGUUACCGUCAGCGCUCACCUUCCCCGGCCCCCGCCCCCACCCCGGUGGCUGCUGCAGCCUCUGCGGGGCCGCCUACCCGCAAGAAGUCCAGGCGUGAGCGCAAACGGAGCGGUGGCGGUGAGGCCAAGGAGGCCGCCUCAUCGUCCUCGGGCACCCAGCCCACCCCUCCAGCCCCAACCUCACCUUGGGACUCCAAGAAGCACCGCUCGCGGGACCGCAAGCCGGGCUCCCAUGCCUCGUCGUCCACACGCCGCCGGUCCCGGUCCCGGUCCCGCUCUGCCCGCCACCGCUCGCGGAGCACAGACCGCCGCCGCGGGAGCAGCCGCCGCUCACGGUCCCGGGAGAAGCGGCGUCGGCGACGGCGCUCAGCUUCUCCUCCUCCUGCCACUUCCUCGUCAUCAUCCUCAAGGCGCGAGCGGCACCGGGGCAAACACCGGGAUGGUGGCAGCAGCAAGAAGAAGAAAAAGAGGUCACGGUCCCGGGGCGAAAAGCGGUCUGGGGACGGUGGCGAGAAGGCCCCCUUGCCGGCCCAGCAGCCAUCUGGCUCCACCUCCCUGGGCAGCGAGCGUGAUGGCCGCCGCCGGGGGGCUGUGCCGCCCUCCAUCCAAGACCUUACGGACCACGAUCUUUUUGCUAUCAAGAGGACCAUCACAGUGGGCCGGCUUGACAAGACUGACCCCCGUGGACCUUCUCCGGCCCCAACCUCAUCACCCAAGCGAGAGGUCCUAUAUGACUCGGAGGGACUAAGUGGUGAGGAAAGGGGUGGUAAGAGUAGUGAGAAGGACCGUCGCCGUUCUGGGGCUGCUUCCUCUUCUUCCUCUUCCAGGGAGAAGGGGUCUCGUCGAAAGGCGCUGGAUGGGGGGGACAGGGAUCGGGACAGGGACAGAGAUAGGGACAGGGACAGGUCAUCCAAGAAGGCCCGUCCCCCCAAGGAGUUGGCACCUUCCUCAGGGCCCCCGCCAAAGCCACCAGUCAGCAGCGGCUCAGGCUCCUCAUCCUCAUCAUCCUCAUGUUCCUCGCGGAAGGUGAAGCUGCAGUCCAAGGUGGCAGUGCUGAUCCGUGAGGGUGUCAGCAGCACCACCCCAGCCAAGGAUACUGCAUCUGCUGGCCUGGGCUCCAUCGGUGUCAAAUUCAGCCGUGACCGUGAGAGCCGUUCCCCUUUCCUAAAACCUGAUGAACGGGCCCCUGCUGAGGUGGCCAAAGCAGCUCCGGGCAGCACCAAGCCCAAAAAGACCAAGGUGAAGGCCAAGACGGGGGCCAAGAAAACCAAGGGGACCAAGGGAAAGACCAAGCCGUCUAAGACCAGGAAAAAGAUCCGCAGUGGAGGCAGCAGUGGGGUUAGUGGUGGCCCUGUGUCACUGAAGAAGUCCAAGGCAGAUAGCUGCAGCCAGGCAGCAGGAGCCAAGGGGGCUGAGGAGACCUCCUGGUCUGGGGAGGAGCGGGCAGCCAAGGUCCCUAGCACCCCACCCCCUAAGGCAGCUCCUCCACCUCCUGCACUCACUCCGGACUCUCAGACUGUGGACAGCAGCUGUAAGACCCCUGAAGUCUCCUUCCUGCCUGAGGAGGCCACUGAGGAGGCUGGGGUCCGAGGUGGAGCAGAGGAGGAGGAGGAGGAGGAGGAAGAAGAGGAGGAAGAGGAAGAGGAGGAGGAACAGCAGCCUGCCACCACCACAGCCACCAGCACAGCUGCAGCUGCCCCAAGCACUGCCCCCAGUGCAGGGUCCACAGCUGGCGACUCGGGGACAGAGGAUGGGCCAGCUCCCCGGGUCUCCCAGCUGCCCACACUGCCCCCACCCAUGCCCUGGAACCUGCCAGCUGGUGUGGACUGCACCACCAGUGGCGUCCUGGCCUUGACUGCACUUCUCUUCAAAAUGGAAGAAGCCAACCUGGCAAGCCGGGCAAAAGCCCAGGAGUUAAUCCAGGCCACCAACCAGAUCCUCAGCCACAGGAAGCCACCCUCAAGUUUGGGGGUGACCCCUGCUCCUGUACCCACCUCUCUGGGUCUGCCCCCUGGCCCCUCCAGCUAUCUGCUUCCUGGCAGCCUCCCUCUGGGGGGCUGUGGCUCUACUCCUCCCACCCCCACUGGGCUGGCUGCCACAUCUGACAAGAGAGAGGGCAGCAGCAGCUCGGAGGGACGUGGGGACACAGACAAGUAUCUGAAGAAGCUGCACACACAGGAGCGGGCGGUGGAGGAGGUGAAGCUGGCCAUCAAGCCGUACUACCAGAAAAAGGACAUCACCAAGGAGGAGUACAAGGACAUCCUGAGGAAGGCCGUCCACAAGAUCUGCCACAGCAAAAGCGGGGAGAUCAACCCAGUGAAGGUGAGCAACCUGGUGCGGGCCUACGUCCAGCGCUACCGCUACUUUCGCAAGCACGGCCGCAAGCCAGGGGACCCUCCAGGGCCCCCACGGCCACCCAAGGAACCAGGGCCCCCUGAUAAGGGUGGCCCAGGCUUACCCCUGCCCCCUCUCUGAGAGCUCUGGUCACCCCUUCCACCCUUGCCUCUUUGAAAUUCUGGACAUAUUUAUGGCUCCACCUCCCUACUUCCCUCCCCCAUCAGUGGGAUGAUUGGGGGAGGGUUGCUGCAGGGAAGAGGAGAGCCCCUUGCCCCACCCAGUCCCAUGCCAUCUCUCUUGCCCCCAAGCCUAGCCCCAUGCCCCUCCCUUGUUUGUGCUCCUCUGCCCAGUUUCAUUAAAGAUUUCAUGAAAUGUUA